UUCUCGAAAUAUUCAGACAAAAGGGGAUGGUUGUCCACACGUUGCAUCAUCUAACGUUAGAAUGAACGUAUCGAAAUAAUUGAAUUUCUCUGGUAUUCAUUGAAUAUCUGCUAUCGAGAUGCCUACUGUUGGUGUGAAAAGGGACCUUCUCUUUGAAGUUUUAGGGAGAACUUAUACUGAUGAAGAAUUUGACGAGCUCUGCUUUGAAUAUGGCCUUGAACUUGAUGAAGUGACCUCAGAGAAGACGAUGAUAGAGAAGGAACAAGGAACAGAUAAAGCAGAGGGAGCUUCAGAUGUUGUCAUCUACAAAAUUGAUGUACCUGCUAACAGAUAUGAUUUACUUUGUCUUGAGGGCCUUUCCAGAGGAUUACUUGUUUUCCUCCAAAAAAUGGAAGCACCGAGAUACAAGGCUAUUUCACCUAAACAGGGAACUCUCCAACAAAUGUUCAUUAAACCAGCGACAGCUCAAGUGAGGCCCUAUGCUGUUGCAGCCAUCAUGAGAAAUAUCACCUUUGAUAAAGAUAAAUAUGAUAGCUUUAUCGAUCUUCAAGAUAAACUUCAUCAGAAUUUAGGAAGGAAAAGAAGCUUGGUUUCCAUGGGAACCCAUGACCUGGACACAAUCCAAGGGCCGUUCUAUUUCGAUGCUCAACCCCCGGACCAAAUCAAGUUUGUUCCUCUAAACCAGGUCAAGGCAUUCACAGCUGUAGAGCAGAUGGAGAUGUAUUCCUCCGACAGUCAUCUACGUCACUACCUCCCUAUCAUCAGAGACAAGCCCGUCUAUCCUAUCAUCAAGGAUAGCAACGGUGUCGUCCUGUCCAUGCCUCCAAUCAUAAAUGGUGACCAUUCAAAGAUCAAGCUGACCACCAAAAACGUCUUCGUUGAGAUCACCGGCACUGACCAUAAUAAAAUCAAGAUCACUCUUGACAUCUUAGUUGCCAUGUUCAGUCAGUACUGCAAGGAACCAUUCAUUAUGGAAUCUGUGGAGGUGAUCAAACCCGAUGGUACCAAGGAUCUGUUCCCAGAGCUGAAGUAUAGGACAGAGAAUGUUCCUGUAGAACUCAUCAACAAAAGAGUUGGAAUUAGUGAGUCUGCUGAUAGAAUAGCAAACCUACUUACCAAGAUGUGUCUUCCCAGUAAAGUCAUUGAAGGAGGCAAGAAGCUGUCGGUGGAAGUUCCUCCAACGCGAUCAGAUGUCAUUCAUGCCUGCGACAUCAUUGAAGAUGUUGCCAUCGCCCACGGAUACAACAACAUCACUAAGACGAUACCCCAAACAAACACGAUCGCUGAACAGUUCCCCAUCAACAAGCUCACCGAUCUCCUGAGGUUGGACAUCUCGGCCGCAGGUUUCACGGAGGUCCUGACCUUUGCAUUGUGCUCAAGGGAUGAUAUUGCGGAUAAAGUUCAGGUUGAUCUUGCCAAGACCAAGGCUGUUCACAUCUCAAAUCCAAAGACAGCUGAAUUUCAGGUCGCAAGGACAGCUCUCCUACCUGGAGUCUUAAAGACCAUCUCCUGCAACCGAAAGAUGCCGCUUCCUAUCAAAGUCUUCGAGAUCUCAGACGUCGUUCUUCAGAAUCCAGAGAAAGACGUUGGUGCGGAGAACAGGAGACAUUUCUGCGCUGUUCACUAUAACAAAUCACCUGGAUUCGAGGUUAUACACGGCUUGUUGGACAGGACGAUGCAACUCUUACAAGUUCCCUUCUCAAAAGAAAAUGGCUACCAUUUGAAGUCUGCGGAGAAUCCAACCUAUUUCUCUGGUCGCUGUGCUGAGGUCAUUGUCAGGGGCAAGUCCAUCGGCUACGUGGGCGUCCUCCAUCCCAACGUUGUCAGCAAGUUUGAAUUGACCAAUCCCUGUGCGGCGCUGGAGAUAUUCAUUGAACCAUUCCUUUGAUGAUAUUUAUUCUCUGUGCAAGCAGAUUAGGGUAGUGAAUGCAAUAGAGACAAUAUGAAUAGGUAGUUUUCACAUUACUACAGGGAAACUCUCUACAACACAUCGAUUCCUUUAUAAACGCAAUUUAGAUCACAAUGGGGAGCUGAGAGGCUUUUGUCAAAAGUUGUUGGACUGGGACAGCAGAUUAUCCGAAAAUUUGCACCGCACGAACAAUUGCUAAUAUGUUGUUGUCCAGAUUCAAGAGAUUCCGAUGCUCUCCC
Lytechinus variegatus (green sea urchin) is the source of this 2148-nucleotide messenger RNA. RefSeq names its product phenylalanine--tRNA ligase beta subunit-like (gene farsb). Gene Ontology annotation, molecular function: ATP binding; RNA binding; phenylalanine-tRNA ligase activity. Bases 119 to 1888 code for a protein of 589 amino acids. Lineage: Eukaryota; Metazoa; Echinodermata; Echinoidea; Temnopleuroida; Toxopneustidae. Gene Ontology annotation, biological process: phenylalanyl-tRNA aminoacylation. Gene Ontology annotation, cellular component: cytoplasm; phenylalanine-tRNA ligase complex. The transcript has 15 exons. The record is from RefSeq and is a predicted model, not a curated record.